Lemur catta (Ring-tailed lemur) is the source of this 4442-nucleotide messenger RNA. RefSeq names its product spindlin family member 3 (gene SPIN3). The transcript has 2 exons. The record is from RefSeq and is a predicted model, not a curated record. The coding region runs from base 306 to 1082 and encodes 258 amino acids. Gene Ontology annotation, cellular component: cytosol; nucleoplasm. NCBI's taxonomy places the organism in Eukaryota, Metazoa, Chordata, Mammalia, Primates, Lemuridae. Gene Ontology annotation, biological process: regulation of DNA-templated transcription; gamete generation.
GCUAGGAAAAGAGGGAGGAGACUGCGGCGGCUGCAGCAGCUAGUGGGAGUCCGAUGUGGCAGGGGGGCCGCUGCCGGCUACAGGGAGGUGGAGGGCUCAGGAUCCAAGCACUGGAGACGCCACCACGGUCCUCUUUGCCGGCCCUGCCGCCCUCCUAGACACACUCCUCGCCUACAGAUCGUCCUCUCCCAGCUCCUGAAACCACCCGGCUGGACGCCUGCUGAUCUUCCUUCGCCACAGGGUCACUGCGGAGGCAGCGACGAGGUGUCCGAUUUGGGCACGUGAGGCCAGCGAUCCGGGACGGCAUGAAGACCCCAUUUGGAAAGGCGGCUGCAGGGCAGCGGUCCAGAACAGGCGCAGGACACGGCAGUGUGUCUGUUACCGUGAUGAAGAGAAAGACUGCGCACAAGAAACAUAGGAGCAGACCCACCUCCCAACCUCGGAGAAACAUAGUGGGCUGCAGAAUUCAGCACGGAUGGAAAGAUGGAGAUGAACCUCUUACACAGUGGAAGGGAACCGUUCUGGAUCAGGUACCUGUAAAUCCCUCUCUGUAUCUUAUCAAAUAUGAUGGAUUUGACUGUGUUUAUGGAUUAGAACUGCACAGAGAUGAAAGAGUAUCAUCACUUGAAGUCCUUCCUAAUAGAGUUGCAUCAUCUAGAAUCAGUGAUACACAUUUAGCAGAAAUCAUGAUUGGCAAAGCAGUGGAACAUAUUUUUGAGACAGAGGAAGGUUCCAAAAAUGAAUGGAGGGGGAUGGUCUUAGCUCAGGCACCUGUCAUGAACACAUGGUUUUACAUUACCUAUGAGAAAGAUCCUGUAUUAUAUAUGUACCAGCUCUUAGAUGAUUAUAAAGACGGUGACCUCCGCAUCCUUCAAGAUUCUAAUGAUUCUCCUGCCACAGAGAGGGAGCCAGGAGAAGUCGUAGACAGCCUAGUAGGCAAACAGGUGGAAUAUGCCAAAGAUGAUGGCUCCAAGAGAACUGGCAUGGUCAUUCAUCAGGUAGAAGCCAAACCCUCUGUGUACUUCAUCAAAUUUGAUGAUGAUUUCCAUAUUUAUGUCUACGAUUUGGUAAAAACAUCUUAGAAGUCAUCUUGAAACUUGCCAAACAUAUAAGACUGUAAAAUCUGUAGACACAAAAAGUCUUGAUUGCUUUCCAGUUUGUAAAAACCAUCUUCUCCCUUUUUGCACGUUUUUGCCUGGCAAAAAAAAAAAAAAUGGGAACUUCCGCCCUCUCAGAUGUUUUUGAAAGAAACCUUUUGCCCUUCUCUCCAACCUUUUCACUGGUUCUGGUUCCUCUCCACAGGAGAAUGAUUGAAUUCACUGAUUAGUGAGAAGGGUAAAGUCUGACAUCCAUUGGCCCAUACUUUUAUCUUGGGUGGUGUUAAUAGGUUCAACGUAGCUGAACAGCUCUCACCUCACUCUUUUUGGCACUUGGACUCAUUGAGCUGUGAAGCUUCCUGAGAUAUCCCACGUGACUGGCUGGGUAAAUGUCUUUGCAAUCUCAAAUCCCGCCCCCCCCCAAGGUGGCUUCUAAAGUCUAACUUGGGGAGGAGCAUAAAUCCUAUUUUGGUCUCCUGUUCAAGUUGCAUUCUCAAUUAUAACUAUAACUGUACUAAAAGUAAGGCUGAUAUUUUGCUCCCUUUCUGAGUCUUGCACCUAUUGCUCAACUGGUUCAGAAAUAAGAGGAUAAUUACUUUGCAUUUUAGUACAUAAGCAUCGUCUGAGAAAUCUUACAAAACUGGUAAGAAGACAAACAUUUAGGGACCAAACUCCAAGUGGAGUGAUCAAGAUUUCUGGUGGAGCUUAAUGGAAGGUUUUGGUCAUCAAUGACAUUAGUGUCUCUCUUUGCAAUAGUUAUGGCUGGUAUCUGCAGACAUGGAGUGAGUUUUAACAGAUGCAGGCUGUGCAGGGAGACUUUAGCAUAAGUGGGCUUUGCCAGCUAGUAGAACAUUAAGCCAGGCUCUACUUGGAGUCCUCAGUCACAGUGCAAAAGCUAGGUUUAGCAACAGUUGACAAGUUUAUGCAGAACCUCAAAAUGGAAGAAAAGAACUCUGGAAUCAGAAUGAGAUAUAUACUUCUUUCCUGUACCAAGAGAGACUUUUUCAGAAGUUUUAGAUUAGGUUUUAGAUUUGAUUCUUAGAAGACUUCAGAAUUCCAGAAUAUGAGGUGGGCAAGGCACUUGCUAGAAAUAGGAAAGGCUGAAAAUAGAUUUUGCUUCCUUGCAGGAACAGGUGCACUCAUCUAUUAUGGUGUCCCAGCAGGACUGUGGAACACAAUUAGUGUUAGAUAACCUAUAGUCUUAAUGAUGUUUUCAGUGCUGGCAUUGGUAGAUAGAAAUCUAAUAGAUUUUUGUUAGCGUUUUCAUUUUCAACUCAAUUUUGAUUCUUGGAUGGUCCUGAGAAACUCAUGUGCAGUUAAGGGUAAGCCCUACUGUGUCAGAAAAGAAGCAAUGGAAGGGGCCUUGUACAUUCCAUUAUUAAAGGCCUUAGUGAAGGUUAAGCAAAGCCUAGGAAAGAAACAUUGAAAAGUAAGCAAGGUUUUGGAGAGAAACACCUCGCCAAAGCCAAUGCCUUCUCAUUGGGGUUCUGACAGAAGUUCCAUUAGCAGUAACAGGCUAACAAGGCCUUGGACUUCUGCACAUUUGGGGCUGGGACUCAUGGCAGUGCAAUCAACCACUUGGGAGACAUCUUCCAAAUUAGUUUAAGUUCACAGGUCAUGGAGUGGAGACAGACUGGCAUCCUGCUGAGGAUGAAACCAAGAAGAUAUUCUCUUUUCUCCCAUGUUUUCUCUGUCUACUUUCCUUCUUUUUGAUGCCACUAAGUCUCUGCUGUGAUAUUUGACUGACAACAGCAAUGUGGGUCUGUAUUGCCCUAUGUACUAAGUCCUGGGGGCAUAAAUUUGCUUGGGAAAACUGUUCUGGUGGCUGGAAAUUAGUGUACUUUUUAAUUUUUUGGAUGUGAGGCUGAUACUGUGAUAAUCUUAUGUCUUAUUGACCCUUUGGACUCUUAAAAAAUGUAUAACAUGCAAUUGUGGGGUUAGAUUAAUUCAGCUCCUGAGGUCCUGAAGGAACUACACCCAAUCAAGAGGAAGACAGCCAGGCUGCAGCUGCUGAAGGAACCCUAUAUCUUCUCAGACAUCUUUAUGAAAUCUGUAUGGCUGAAAUAAGAAAAACAAGAAAUUGGGAAAGGCAGAAUUUUGGACUGUAAUUCUUUGGACUUUAAAUUAGAAAUUUAAUUUGGGGCAUUUAUUUUUCCCUUGGAGUUUAAUAUUUGGUGGGGAGUGGGGUCAUAUAGUUCAAAUUAAGGAAGUUUCAUUAUGUUUCUGACAUUGUAUUCUUUGGAGUAUUUUAAUGGUGUCUUUGGGGGUCAUUAUAUAAUUAUUAUAAGCUAUGUCAGGUAAUAUUGCUGGGCAUAAUUGUAAAUUGGGGAUAAAAUAGUGAGUGAAUUUUCAGCCUAGGGUAUAAGAUAACCUUGGAGUUCAUUUAAUUACUGCCAAAUUUGGGCUCAUUUCAGAGCCUUUUGGGGGCAAAAGCAAAACUGCUCACCAAUCUUGCACAGAUGGCAGCAGAACUUUCCUAGGACACUGCUUGUCCCCCCCCCAGAAGGGGACAGCCACAGCCCUCUUUGUUGACUAGAGUCUUGAGUGUUAACCACUGUGGCUUAAGAGAACAAAAUUGCCCAAGAGUGUGAUGGGAUCUAUCUUCUGCUUUUCUCCAUGUUCCUGAUUCAAGAAGAAAAAAAAAAGACUUGCAUCUCUCAAAAAUAUUUGGAAGAAAGUUUCUACCCAUCUUUUCUUGCCACUCAUUCAAUCUUAUGUGUGGGAUGAGGAAUAGUUUGAUGAGAUUGAGAAAAGGGUUACAAUGAAUAGGCAAGCUAGGCUCUUUUUGACUCUUGACCUCACUCCACACAGCAAGAUGUGGAAAAGACUGCAGUCCUUCACUACAUGGCUGGGUGAACAUCUGCUCUAUAGACAUAAUUCUCCCAUUGGGGUGGGGGAUCCCAAAGUCCUUAGACUUGAGGUAGAAAUUCAUUUCAGCCUCAGGUCCAAGCCAUGUUCUCCAAUCCAGUGCUAUCUAUUAGCUAUAAAGCUAGUGUCUAUUUUUAUUCUUUUUUAAUUUUAAUAUAUAAAUUGCUUUUUAAGAAAAAUAACACAUGCCUAUGGUAAAAUUCAAACAGUACAAAGGGUAUACAAUAAAAAGUAAGUCUCUUUUCCUCCUUCCCAUCCCUGGCCUCGGUUCCCCAGUCCUACUUUCCAAAGGUAACCACUGUUACCAGUUACUUAUGUAUCCUUCCAGAGAUACUCCAUGUAUUUACAAGCAUAUUGUGUAUGGGUAUGUGUGUAUAUUGGGUUUUUUUUUAUACAAGUGGUGGCAUACUAUAUAUGCUGUUCUGAAUUUUGCUUUUUUCACUUAACAGUAUAUUAAAGCUGAUAUUUUAAUCCCUA